This is a messenger RNA of Theileria orientalis strain Shintoku, 5109 nucleotides long. RefSeq lists its product as uncharacterized. The transcript has a single exon. Bases 1 to 5109 code for a protein of 1702 amino acids. Lineage: Eukaryota; Apicomplexa; Aconoidasida; Piroplasmida; Theileriidae. The record is from RefSeq and is a predicted model, not a curated record.
AUGCUGAAACCGAGGACCAUUAUCGCAAAGUAUCUAUUAGUAUAUUAUCUCAUUCGUUAUGAAGGGAGGAAUCACGUGGCAGGAAAUGAGGGCACAGAAGGUACGGAGGGCCAGGACCAAGGAGGAGCGAAUGGUGUACCGAUAUCGGGGCAGGGAUCAUCUACGGCCAGACAAGUUGCAGCAACACUGUCAGGUACACAGCAACAACUAGUUUCUGCGCCAGAUGGAACGGGCAUAGGCAGUGGAGAGGACAUAUCAGGUCCUGCCAUCGAAGAACAUAAGAUAGGAGAAGGCAGCUCUUCUCCAUCAAGUUCGACUGAAAAGACGGUGACUCUGGUCGAUCCUGCAAAUUUAAUUGAAGUAGACGUGGAAAAUAAGAUAACUACGGAUAAAAUUGAUUAUUAUCAAAAAGAGAAUGAUAACACAGAUGUGUUCGCAGCCAAAGAUCCACACUUCUUCUUUAAAAUUAAAAAGGGAAAUGAGGUAUUGUGGGAAUCGAAGAGUGAGGUGUACCCGAAGAAGGUGUACGCAAAGCCCACUUCUACAGGGAAGACAAAACUGAGGUUGUUCUACCCUAAGGGAACCCAUAUAAGCUUGGACGCCCAAAAUUCAUUUAACCUGAACGUUAAUUACAAGCAAACAAAUAACUUCUAUGAACAUGCCCAUAAUGAUGAAGAGAGCCUUGAUUCAUUUAAAUGUAAACAAGGCUAUAAGAUCAGAUUGCUACAAAAGGGGCCUCACGUGCUGUGGGAAAAGGAAGCGGCAGGAGAGUACGCAGUAGAAGUUGACGUAUUCACAAUGCAAGAUAACAAGCUGGCAAUAGUGAUUUACCUGGAGGGAGGACGCAGGCUGAUUUGCUAUAAGCAAGACCCAGAGGCAGAAGGUGCAAUCUUUAAGUGCGAAGAAGAGGACGACAUAAAGCUAGUAUCAUCAAGUACUACAAAACCGCCACCUCUUCAGUUGUUCACACAGGGAAGCAGUAGUGCAAAUGACUCAAACAAGUUCGACCACGAAAAAAAAGAUAAAAUGGAUCAUUACACAUUUAAAGACGAUGCCAAGUGUACAGAAAUCAAGGUGGGUCAGGAUAGCCUGUGGAGAUACAGUUCAGAUGACAAGUAUCCGAAGAAAGUUAGCCACUACUUUAAUCUGCUAGUUGUAACCUUCAAUAACGAAGAAAAGUUUAUAUACAUUAAAAGGGAUGACCAUUGGGAGCAUUCAAUUGGAGGAAUAGAAGGAACUGUAGGUGCUGACCAAAGUGACGACGCUUUAAUAGCUGAGGCGGCACCUGCUGAAUCACAGGAUCCAAACAAAAUUGAAUCCAUAGACUUGGACGACUUCGAGAUAGUAGACAGCCGCGAUCAAAGCAAAUCUAGUCCACCAUUGACUCAGACACAGCCCUCUAAACCUGAAGACGACGGUGAAACUGGAGAAGAUAUCGACUUGACUGGUGGUGGUGGAUCCGGUGCCCCAACAACAGUUCCUGAAACAACGCCAGCUACUAAAACAACACCAGAAACUAGUACAUCAACAGGUGCACCUGAAGAUGGAACCGACGGCACAACUGGAACAUCUGCUGAAGGCACAGACGGAACAUCAGGUUCUGAUGGAUCAGGUACAGAUGCAUCAGGAACGGAUGGCACAACUGGUGCUGAUGGAUCAGGUACUACUCCUGAUGGAGAUGCAUCAGGUGCAGAUGGUACAGAUGGAACCACAGGUACAGCAACAGCUCCAGAAAGUGGUGCUUCUACAACUCCUGAUCCUUCUGGUACAGCAACAAGCGAGUCUCCUGAUGCCACGUCAGGCGGUCAAGAUCAAUCUGGAACCGACGGAACAUCAACUGAUGCUGAUGGAUCUUCUGCACCUGAAUCGGGCUCAGAUGGAACAACUGGUGGCGGUAAAGAUGGAACAACUGGUGAUCCAUCAGGCACAGCCGGAACAUCUGCUGAUCAAGAUGGAUCAGGUACAUCCUCUGGCCAAGACCAAGAAGGAUCUUCAUCUGCUGAGGGUGGCACUGACGGAGCAUCAACUGGUGGUGACGGUUCUGGCACUACUGGAACAUCGGGUGGCGAUCAAGACGGAACUGCUGGUACAGCAACCACACCUGAUUCUACAGAUUCAUCAGGCGAAGGCACCACAGAAACAACAACUGUUGAUCAAGACUCAACCGGAGGCGAUGCUACAUCAACAGGUGGUGGAGCUACGCCAGUUCCAGGAGCUUCCGCAACUCCAGUUCCUAAAGCGGCUUCGACAACCCCAGUUGCUAAAUCGGCAUCAGCAGCUCCAGUUGCUCGAGCAGCAGCAGCAACUCCUGCCACACCUGCCUCUCAAUCGACACCUGUAGCUUCAUCUGCUCAAUCAGCGCCAGUAGCUAAAGCAGCCAGUGUCUCUUCAUCUGCUCAAUCAGGGCCAGUAGCUAAAGCAGCAUCAGCAGCACCUGCAGUUCCAGUUGCUUCAAGUUCUACGGCUUCACCCGCAUCUAGAGCGACACCAGUCGCUAAAGCAGCGCCAUCAGUUCCAGGCACUACUGCCACCCCAGUCGCCUCAACUGCACAACCUAGAUCACGAUCGGCUCCAUCUCCAGCAGGAUCAGCACGGCAGACAGGAGGUAUAUCAAUUAGUCUCGACGACGACGAGGAAGACUUGAUAGGAUCGCCACAAAACCCAGAAAGAUGGAUAAGAGCGUCAGCGAUGCUAAAACUCAGUUACUACCCAUUGUAUAAAUUUGUACCAAGUCUGGAGAUUUCAACCCUGGACCCAAAUGACCCACAAAAAAAUGUAGUUAACGACACUAAUUGCUACGAAACUUCGCACGAAAAGGGUAACAUCAUAUAUAAAUUUAAGUCGGAUACUAAGUGUGUCCUUAUCAAGGCUGACGGUAAGGACUUGUGGAAACGUGAACAGGGAGAGGAUAAGGCAGAAAUAUAUCCUCAAUACAUAGUCACGGUUACUAAGUUUGUAUUUGUAGUAUUCGAAGGAUACUUUAAGUUGUAUAAAGUAAAUGCAGACAACUGUAGUGAUUUAUUUGAAUCAAUGCCAACAUUGAAGCUAUUGAACAUUAAAAAAACUGAUGAAAAGUUUUAUAAUUACACGAAAGAUGACAAAGCGAAAAUAUAUAUAUACACAGCAAAGAAUGAAGUUUUAUUCAACUCAGUAAAAAAGCUAAAGGGAUCAUGCGGUGGAACAACCACUGACAUAUGGGACACCAAGUACCCAGAAGAAUAUGCAACCAAAGUAAUCAGGAAAGAAUCAGGGAAGAAAGAUAAGUACCUGUGUGUCUACCAUUACAACGGAAACUAUUCGCUGUUAUUUAAGAGAAAAGGAGCCAAACUGUGGGAAGAUAGAACGUCGGAAAAGUUCUAUCCAUCAGAGUUCAGAUUCCACACUUUGAACGAAAAGGGAACGCAAUGUGAAGAGUUGGAAACAAGUAAGAGAGAAAUAGAGGUGGACGGAUUCAUAAAGAGAUAUAAGUUCGUAGACGGAGCCAAGUGUCACGAAAUAAGGUGCAGAAACGUUAAGCUGUGGAGACACGAUAAGAUUAAGUUCGGAGACGACUACCCGAAGCAGAUGGCACUGAACAUGCUGACCAAUGAAGUAACAGUGAAGCUUAACGAGAUAAGUUUCGUGUAUAAAUACAAAGAAAACGAUACGGUAUGGGAAUUGGAAGCUCCGACGUUUGGCGACUACUACAUGAAGAGGCUAGUGGUAGUAACGGUUGACGAAAACGGAACUAACUCGAGCGAAAACAACACGAACAGAUACGAAUUAAACAAGUACGGCACAGGAUUGGUGUAUAAGAUUAAGGGAGACUCAAAAUUCGUUGAAGUUAAGAACGGAGCCAGAUCACUGUGGAAACACGUUGACGGCUCCGAGCACCCAAGGAUUCUGUACCACGACAUAAAAAACAACAAACUGUUCGUAAGAUUUAAAGACACACUGGGAAUAUGUAACGCAGGAGACUCGAAAAGCGUAAAGGCGGGAGAGGAGGCGCCAGAAGUGGAUAAGCUGGUACUGGUGACACUGGACGAAAGCGGCAACCGCAAGGAAAACGAAAUCAAAGACCUGGCGAAGAAGAGAGCGGAUGGUAGCGGUACAGACCCAAAUGAAGGUUCAGGAUCAACUGAUGCAACAGACGGUAGUGGUACCGAUCAUAAGGAAUCAGGAGAAUCAGGUCAGACCCCUGAAAAUGGUAGUACCAAUGGAAAUCAAACCCCGCCUUUCACAAAGGAGACUAUGGACAAAGAAUCGAAGAUGAUACACAGGUACAGGUUCGGAGAUAGGGUGAGGUGCGUAGAAGUGAAGGUGGGAGGAGAGUCGCUGUGGAGUUAUGAAAUCAACAAGCACGGAAGAGAGUACCCGAAGGAGGUGGUGCUAAAUCUGGAAAUGUCGACGCUGACGGUCAAUUUCGACUCACAGCUGAACUACAUAUACGUGCACGACGGAGAAAGUUGGAAGUUGGACUCGGAAAAUAACCUGUUAGACUACUACAUGGGCAAGUUCACAAUUGUGACAGCAGACGACGGAGAAGGAACGAACUCGAGAGAGAACGACGAGCUGGAGUACACGAUUGAACAUCAAAAUAGCGUGUUCUCGUUUUUCAUGCUCGAACAAGCGAAGUGUAUCAAGGUGAAGUACGAAGAACAAGUAGUGUGGUCGCAUAAGAAAGAAGAGCCGGAAAGAUAUGCAACGUCAGUGUCAUGUAACCCGCAGUCAGGGUCACUGGCAAUAGACACGGAAGGAGCAACAUUUAGAUAUUACAAGGAAAAUGGAGUGUGGAUACAAGGGUUUGACCCGUCGCUGCCACUGCCGCCAGAAAAGCACCCGCAAGGAUUCACAAUAGUAACGUUGGAGCAAGGAACGGAGAACACAGUGGAAAACGACCUCACUCAGUACGGAGUGUACGAUAGAGGAAUCGACUGUUACCUGUUCCACUUCCCGGAAGGGUCAAGAUGUGUGGAAUUUAAAUUUGAUGGAAGGAAUAUAUGGAGUCACCACUUAAAGUACAAGCAAAAUUACCCAGAGUCGAUAACAGUGGAUCUUAAGUCAGGAAUAGUGGAAAUUGAGAUAGGAGACAAGUCACUGACGUACCAGUUGUACCAACAAGACGAAUAG